CCCUCGGUUGCUCCCUUAUCCCUCUCUUACCCUCCAUUUGCCCCCCGAGACCCCCCAGUGACCCCACAAAGCCGGGAUCGAGCGCUGUUGCCCCACCAAGAGAAUCAACGACAAAGGAGAAGUCUCCGUCUAAGAAGCCAGCGUCAGUUGGACAGCUGUGUACUGAGUAACGAUGAUGAGGAUGAAUCAAGAGAUAAAUGAUGUGUACAUGACAGAUAAAGUGAGUCAAGAACUGGGACCAGUGGAGGAUGAAACUACAAGUUCAAAGCCGUCUGGUCCCAUUACAUGUCCAAUUUGCAUGGAUGUCCACUUGGAGAUUAUGCAGAGUGGACGACUGUUUGUGUCAACCAAACGCGGUCACGUCUUCUGCAUUCAGUACCUCCUUCACUCGCUUAAGAAUGCCAACUCUUGCCCAACCUGCAGGAAGAAACUUACUCACAAACAAUAUCAUCCCAUUUAUAUAACCGACGGAAGCGCCGCAGAGGAGGACUUAAUUGCAGUCCAGUGGCAAAACGAUUGAGGCUGAUGGAUUCGGAAAGAGAAAGGGAUGCUGAAUCUCAGCCAAGGGAAGACAGUGCUGCUGAAGAAGCUGAGGGUUCCCAUCCAUCUGGUGAGGAUCUUGGAGGGAAAACAUCUGAAUCUGAAGUUGAAGACGCAUCUGACGAUAUUGUUCA
Molecule: messenger RNA, 674 nt
Organism: Cuculus canorus (common cuckoo)
Lineage: Eukaryota; Metazoa; Chordata; Aves; Cuculiformes; Cuculidae
Product: E3 ubiquitin-protein ligase RNF4-like
Exons: 6
Coding region: 173-520 (115 amino acids)
Biological process (GO): positive regulation of transcription by RNA polymerase II
Molecular function (GO): transcription factor binding
Source: RefSeq, a predicted model, not a curated record